This is a messenger RNA of Phaeodactylum tricornutum CCAP 1055/1, 3402 nucleotides long. RefSeq lists its product with no specific name. Gene Ontology annotation, biological process: COPII-coated vesicle cargo loading; intracellular protein transport; endoplasmic reticulum to Golgi vesicle-mediated transport. Gene Ontology annotation, cellular component: endoplasmic reticulum exit site; COPII vesicle coat. Bases 1 to 3402 code for a protein of 1133 amino acids. Lineage: Eukaryota; Bacillariophyta; Bacillariophyceae; Surirellales; Neidiaceae. The record is from RefSeq and is a predicted model, not a curated record. Gene Ontology annotation, molecular function: protein binding; structural molecule activity. The transcript is spliced from 2 exons.
AUGACGAAGAUUGCGGAAAUUUCCGAUCGCGCGGCCUGUGCAGCGUGGUGCCCACUCCAAGCACAUCCCAACGUUGUAGCUCUCGGAACCAAGGACUCUGGUGGAGGUGGUUUUGACGACACCGGCGGAGAAUUGGAAGUUUACGACUUGUGGAGUAGCAACAUCACUUCUGGUGCUGACGACAACGACAAGGUUGGCUCUACGCAACCCAAACUACUGGGAUCCAUCAAGACCGGAGCCCGAUUUGCUAGCGUCGCAUGGACACCGUACACACGCAAUGGAAAGUACCCCAUGGGAUUGCUCGCGGGCGGGAUGGUAGAUGGAACGAUUUACAAUUGGGAUCCUAGUCUAGUGAUUGCCGCGUUUUCGCAAAACCAAACAGCGCAAGCUGAGUUAGCGGCGUGUUUGGUGCACACCGUCCAGGCUCCGCCGGCAUCGUCCAACAGCUCGUUCGGAGCCAUGCAAUUCAAUCCACUCGAGCCGCAUCAGCUCGCAGCGGGAGCCGCUAAUGGACACGUUUCCAUUAUCGAUAUUUCCGCCGAUAAAGCGUCGGUGCAGGAACCCACCACCGUAGCCUCACAAUUUCAAACCUCCGAGAUUAAGGCCGUCGCCUGGAAUCCUCAAGUAUCCCAUAUUGUUGCGUCUGCCGCGGCCGAUGGUUCCGUUGUCGUUUGGGACUAUAAAUCCCGCAAAGCUUGGUGCGAGUUACGGGCGGCACACGCUGCCGCGGCAGUCAAUGACGUGUGCUGGAAUCCGUCACAGGGACUGCAUUUGCUCACCUGCAGCGGAGAUGACCGGGAUGCCGUGCUCAAAGUAUGGGAUUUAGGAGCCAGUACGUCCAUGCCACUCACGACUUUGACGGGACACGCCGCUGGAAUUUUGAGCGCGGGCUGGUGUCCUCACGACGAAACAUUGUUGCUCACGACGGCCAAGGAUAAUCGUACGUUGUUGUGGGAUUUGCAAACACUCCGACCCGUAGCGGAACUCCCGAAUGCAGCGGCGGAAGCAGAAUUGCAACAGAAGCAGCAACAACAAACACAGCAAGCUCAUCCCACAAACGUCUUUGCAGCCGCUGGUGCUGGUUCAGCCGGGGGUAUGUCCGAUCAACGACACAUGCGUUACGCCGUCGCUUGGUCUCCGUGGAAACGUGGUGUUGUCCUGACGUGUAGCUUGGAUCGUAAAGUCGAGGCGCAUUCCGUUUUGACCCUGGCCACCAAGUCGGGACGACCGCCGGCCUGGAUGCGACCAGCCUCGAGUGUAUCAUGCUCCUUUGGAGGUCUCGUCGUGUCCUGCGGAAGUCAGGAUAAGGUUGUUUCGUUGCGAACCGUGUGUGAGCAACCCGAAUUCGCGGAAACGUCACAACGACUAGAAACGGAACUCAAGUCCCAAACCAUUGUGGACUUUUGUCGAUUCCGUCAUGUGACGGCAGCGAGAAACAAGACGGAAGCCGAUAUGUGGGGAUUUAUGCAAGUCCUCUUUGACGCCAACGCGCGUCAAGCUCUUUUGCAGCAUUUAGGAUACGAUGCGGAUAGUAUUGCGUCCACGGUGGCGGCCCGGUACCCCCAUGUAGCAACUACCACCGAGCACGGAGAGUCAUCCGUUAAUGGUAGUAGCAACAAGAGCACCACUGGGCUCCCCAAGCCGCCUUCCAUGAAAACCGCGUCAAGCAUGCUAGCAAAGUCUACCUUUGACCAGGCCGCCGAAGAUUCCGUGAAGCAAGCCUUGCUUGUGGGGAACUUUGAGGCUGCCGUAGACGUUUGCUUGGCCACCGGAAAUUGGGCUGACGCACUGGUCUUGGCCAGCUGCGGGGGUCCCGAUCUCUGGCAGGUUGUACAAACGCGCUUCUUUGCUUCGGAAACUGCACAGCGUCCAUAUUUGAACAUUGUCAGCGCCGUAAUUCGUUCUCAACUCUCCGAUCUCGCCACUAGUCCGGACAUAGCCACAAAGUGGUCGGAAACGCUGGCCAUUUUUUCGACCUACGGUGCGUCGGAGGAAUUCCCACAGCUCUGCGUGGCGCUUGGUGAAUCUUUGGAAGAAGCGGGCGACCCGGCCAGUGCUACACUCUGCUACAUGUGUGCUCUGAAUUUGGAUCACACAGUGAGGUUCUGGAAGUCACAAUUGGCGGAAGCUAGUCGCCAGAAAGGUGAGGGAACGAGUGAUGUCUUGGCACUGCACGAAUUUGUGACGAAAGUGUCCGUCUUUUUGGAAGCGGUAGGGCCGUCCGCGAUUCUGUCGGAGGAUAUUGCAACUUUGUUUGCCGAUUAUGCCGAGGUGUUGGCACAACAAGGUCUUUUGGUUACGGCGGCCAAAUAUGCCAGAAAGGGGACUUCGAUCGAAAGCCAGAAGCUGCGCGAUCGUCUCUACAGGAGCCGCGCAAGUGCUUCUUGUUACGCGUCCUUAGGUACUGCACCAGAAUUUCCCUACCGCAUGUCAGCUGUGGAACCCAGUCGAGGACCGACGGUUGUCAAGAAUGCGUCUUAUGCGCAGCACCAACCGGAUGCAAUUCAUCUGAAUAAGCCGCAACCGAAAACCACCUACGAACAGCGUCAGCAGUCCUCGAUAUACGGACGGCAACAUGAACGACGACAGACGUCAUCUGGAGCACCAGUCCCAGCUGCAGUCAUCGAGCUUCCUAGUGGAUGGAUGGAGCUUCAUGACCCUAACAGUAGACUCCCAUACUACGCAAACCAGGCCACAGGGGAAACUACGUGGGAUCGUCCACAAGCAAUCCCGUCAACAAAUUCUCAGACAGUGCCGCAGCAGACGUACGCUAGUGUACCAGCUAGUCAAGAGCCGGUGAUGGAUUCGUCUCGACACUCAACGCGUUCUCAGACCUCGGUCACUUCUGGCGUUUCAACGCUGAGACCCAAGCCUAGUGUUGUCUCCAAAUACGGCGACGGUUUUGUGACGUCCGCGUCGCAUCCAGAACUUGCCGAUCAAUACGGCAACAUUGGCACCAGCAAUCCCUAUAGCGGUGUAAAUCGACCCGGUACAGCCGCAGCUGUGGCCGCGACAGCCCAGUCCGCUGUAGCUCCAAUAUCAGACACCCUCAACAUUGAAACCCUGGAGGUCUCACCCGAGUUUGCUCACAUCAAGGACACGCUGCUGGCGUGUGUCAAUGCCUUGAAAGACUAUCCGUUAUCUCCCGCUGACAAGCGACAGUUGGCGGAAGCCGAAAAGGGAGUUGCUAUCCUCGUCAAAAAAAUUGUCCGCUAUGAUAUCGACGAAGAGACAGUCUCAAAGGUCUCAUUUAUGAUCGGCGCUCUGGCCAACGGUGACUACCCCGCAGCGACGGCGACCAAUACCGCACUAGUUAAUAGCGAUUGGCGCGACCACAAGGACUGGCUUAAAGGGAUGAAAUCGUUGCUAGCGUUAGCGUCGAAGAAGUUUGCUCGUCAGUAG